GUUUCGGUUCAUUUCAAACUAAUAUACUUUAAUAUUUGAUAUGUGUAAGCGUGAUUAUUGUUAUAGAGUGCGUAUUAGUAAAUUUACUCGAGCUCUAAACCUUUCCUGUCUAAAUCUCUCGUCUGCCAUUGGAAAAAUGUGGAGCUGGAUGCAUGCACGCGAUUUUUUUUAGUUAAUUGUACGGAAUAAAAACACAAAUGUGCUAUACAGAAUGACAAUUUAACGUUGGCAUUUGUGUUUGCAGAUAUAUAGAGACUCAAAUUUUGUCACUGUGUCACUGCGCUUCCUGGUUUUGUCAAAGCACGAGCCUUUGUUUUGUAUCCACGUUGGUCUCACGGUUUCUUUGUUGUUUGCUCUAAAGAUCCUGCUGACAACAAUCAAUUUACACCUUUUGUAACUGGUAGCCUAUUGUUGGCACACUGAAUUGCUUUUAUGAACAUCUUGCUUUAGUUGUUUUGUCACUUUGCAGGGAAGUAAAACAAAAGAGACGAAUAGAUGCGUAUGCGGAAUAAGUUGCACUGAAUAAGUAACUUGAUUAGAUUUAUAAGUGAUUAGUGGCUUAACGUGACUAUUCGAGCUCUUAAAUGGUUGGAUUUGUUUCAGCUAUUAUUGUUUCUGGAGCCAUAAUGCUCAUGAUUAGCCUUAUCCUGUCAGGUUAACACGCGCUCGUGAACCUCCUUUGUUUGUCUGCUGUUGAUCUUCCUUCAGAUCGACCAUCCUCUGGUUUUAUUUUAUAACUUAAAACGCUUUUGUUGCAAAUUAUUUACGUUGCUGCACUGCAGAUUGAACAGUUAUAAACAUAUUUUCCGCACAUUUUACUGUGUUAUAGAUGUGUGUUGUUUCCAAUUAACUUGUCUUGUAAUUUGCGCGAGCACGUUAUGCGCUUGUUUUUGUUUACAUUAUCAUUUCUGCUAUUAACAUGACAUAUAUGUAAUAAUCUCGAGCCUUUUUCCUGCAUAUUUAUGUGAUUAACUGAUUUUAAGAUUAAAAAAAAAAAAAAAAAAAAAUUGAAUAUCUAUAGAUGUAAUGUUUACAGGUAAAGUUCUCAUUUCCACCGAGACGCGUGAACAUCGCGCGCUGAGCGAGCUUUAGUUGUCUUCAUGCACGCGCGACAGUGUUGCCAUCUCCGCUUAUUAUAAGUGACUUUGUUUUGUUUACGUAAAGUCGCUUAUAAUUAUGGUCCGUUUUGAGGGCUUGUUAUUACAGUUGCAUAUUUGAGAUUGAUAAAUGGGCUACUUGGUAUAUUCACAUCACAAUGACGUAUCAUCGACCACUAAUAGCAGCAGAUGUCAAAUAUUCCCACCUGCUGUACGAAUCCCAUUGUAUUAUGUAAUAAUUAUUAAUCGCAGAAGCCCAGUUUCUCUUUCGUCCUCAGUUUCUGCUUUUAUCAGAUUAUCUGUGUGCGUGUGUGCAUGAGUGAGAAUUAUUUAAAGGUCAGUUGUAAUAUGUGAAACAUUUAAAUUAAUGAGUACAAGGAUAUGAUUAUUGAAAAGAUUAAUUUAGCAUUGUUUUGGUUAGGUAAGUCAGAGUAUGUUACUUGUUUUAGCGAGAUCUGGCAACACAGGCGCCACAGGGGCAGACAGAGCUCGCGCGCUUUGUUGGUCGGCAUGGUUGGAGCUUCCUGUGCUAUUGCGGAAGUGACUGUUUUUCUUUUGCGUAGAGUGUUGUUGGCCCCCUCAUUAGCGCAUUAUACAGAGUUUCCUGUUAUUUUCUGAUUGUCUGUGUGAACAGAAUGUGAACUAUGGACUGAUGAUUGUCAAAAAAGAUGCCUUUUAGAAAAGCCACAUGUUAAAAUCUGCCAGUGCCUUAAACCAUUCAUCUGCAAGUGUGAAAAUACCUUUAAUUAUUAUUAUUCCUUAUAAUUUCUCCUCCCCUGCAGAAGUGGUACAGUGAUACAGUGGCAUGACAUGGCAUAUAGUACUUUGGUAACCGUGUUCAUGUACAAUGGUUUUGCAUGGCAAUCAAAGGAAGAGUUGUAGCUAAAAUUAUUGAAAUAAGUGCAACUUUCCACAAUUAAUUCACUGCUUUAGUGUUAAUUUGGCUCUGUAAGGGGGCAGUCUGGUCUGGUAAAGCAAGAUGAUUUGAAUGUUAUUCUGUAAUGGACAAUGCGUUUCCCACACUGGCAAUAGAGCUUAGCUUGGUCCUUUUGGUGCACAGGGCAACUAGCUGCCAUUUUAAACAUGCUUAAACAACUUGAAAUGUGAAUGUUAAAUAUGUGGUAUUCACUGGAGGGAAAAUCUUUAUUAUUCACACUUCAUCAGUUUCACAGGCUUAAGCUGUCAAGGGUGCAGAGGAAAUUGUUUUCUUUCGCUUUUAUCUGAUUUUAGCUGCUCUUUUGCACAUGGUAAAUAUUUUUUUGCCUUUCUAGGACUAAUUGUUCAUGCUUAAAAGAAAUAGCUAGUUCAUACAAGUUGAGCAUGGCAUUAAGAACACCAAGCACAUGGGAUUGAUUUAAUGCAUUGAAUUGAAAAUGCAUACCUUAAAUGCAAUGUAAGGCGCUUUGGAAAAGUAUCUGCUAAAUGCAUGAAUGCAAAUCAGAAAGACAGUCAUAGGGUUUUGGAAUGGCAUGAGUUGAGUAAAUGAUGAAAAUCAUGAGGAUUUUUGGGGCCUAAAGGUCGUAUUUUCUCCUGUGGUGUCUGUGUGGAGCGUACCACACAUCCACUCCACAACAACGACGGCUUUUGCUUGCAUCUUCCAGUGUUUCUUCUGUCAGCAAGUUCAGCAGAGCUGCAACUCGUCUAGUGCCAGCCCAGAGGAACCCAGUGAGGAGCACCACGACUGUGAGAUGGUAAAAAUGACAAAGUCCAAGACCUUCCAGGCCUACCUGCCCAACUGUCACCGAACUUACAGCUGCAUCCACUGCCGGGCACAUCUCGCCAAUCACGAUGAGCUCAUCUCAAAGUCAUUCCAAGGCAGCCAGGGACGAGCCUACCUCUUUAAUUCAGUUGUGAAUGUCGGUUGUGGUCCAGCAGAGGAGAGGGUUCUCCUAACAGGUUUACAUGCUGUGGCAGACAUCUACUGUGAAAACUGUAAAACCACUCUGGGCUGGAAAUACGAGCAUGCGUUUGAGAGCAGUCAGAAAUACAAAGAAGGCAAGUUCAUCAUCGAGCUGGCUCAUAUGAUCAAAGAUAAUGGCUGGGAGUGACCUCGGCCUACUUCCGCUCUGCUCAGUGACCUUUGGGCUGCUCUGUUGUGGACUUUGCCGAGUGACACCACCACACGCACACGUACACAAACAAAAAUAAAACGCACAGACACGCGCGCACACACACGCCAACGUCAACCAUGACACAUCCAGACAUCUCUACUGGGUCAUCACAAAACUCAAAGGCAGAGUGACGGAAAGCGCAUCAAAGACAUCUACGGUCACUGAAAGACUCUCUAGGACCUUUUCGGAGAUGUACAUGUCAACACUUUGGGAUCCGAACCUUCUCCCUUCCUGUUCGACUCAGUUUCCGCCCCAUUAACUGGUUUCGGUGUGCUCGGGCCCCCUCAUGUGUAACCGCUCCUCGUAAGCAGUAUCCAGAAGACAGUCUCACUUUUUUUUCAUUUAACACCCUCCACUCUUUUUGCGAAUGAGCGGGAGGCGUGCGUUUUAGUGUGCGUACUUUCUUUUUGACGGGAAUCUCGAGUCCUUUUCUGGCUGGACUGAUGUUACUGGUUAGCAUUGUUCUCCUUCUCCGAGUCCGGCCCUUUCCGACCGUCUUUCCGUUCACGUCGGGGUAGCGACCGACACGAUCGACAUACGUCAUAGGAGGUGGGGUUGGUUACGGGGUUAGGCUAUGUAGCAGUAUAUUUCGGAUGGGGUCGGGCGUUCGGCAUUGCAGUGGCAUAGCGUUUUUGUAUUUAUGAUCUCCCUUGCGUUUUAACCGUUUUAUUUCCGAAUCGAAAUGUUUUUCUUCCUCGGAUGACUUCACUGUGCAAUUCGUGGGACACUCUGGUACAGCAGUAGCGUCUGACCCCUGCAGGAGCUUUAGUUGCCUCUGGUGCUUUUGGUGAGAUUACGCAAACACCCGUCUUUGAGUUGGCAUUUGUGGCAGGUUCCAUUUUUGCAACCGCACUAUAGGCGAGAGAAAAACACAAGACAAGCGACAGCCGGUUGGAUGCACUGGACAUUAGGGGAAAACUGAAACUAGUGUCCUCCUCUGAACAAUGUUUGCAUUACGUUUUCAUCCCCCUUCACGCCAAAUGAUUUUACAAAACUAUUGUUGUUGAUAUUACAAUCAUGUGUAUGUUCAUUGCUAUGUGUAAUUUAUGUGUUAAACCACAUGUUAGGACAUGCACACGCAUGUUAGCUCUGUGUGUUUUACGCAUUAUGUUUAUGGCAUACUUGAAUGCAGUUACUUUGUUUGCACUUUGCAGAGGCCUUGUUCAUGGGUUUAGAGGCAAAAGUCUGUCCAUUGUAUGGCCUUUUUUCAUUGAUAAUAAUGGAAUGAUUGUAUUAGAUGCUUGGAAUGGUUUGCAAGGGUUGGGUGGUUGCUGGCUUGAUCAUCUCCCUCCAGUUUUAAACACACAAAAUCUGCUGCUUUCGCUUUCUUCCGCAGGCUGGCAGACCUGUUCGCCACGCUCGUAAUUCGUCCGAUUGGAUGCGCGCAUCAGAAACAGGUCUCAAAUUUUACAAUCGGACACCGUUCAAAGUGGCGUUACGUGAUUCUUUUGCUGCUAAUAGAGAGAAAUGCAAUCCAGAGCUUUCACUUUUUAAACCUUCUGCACUUUACCCGGACUGUCUGAGAGCAUGCGAGCCCAUGCGUUCCUUUUGUAGCUUUUCUCCACAUCUUUGCCUCUAAGCAGCAUGAAUCUUGUGCCUCUUCAAAAGAUAUAUAUAUAUAUAUAAAAAAAAAAACAAAAAAAAUCUCCCUUCUCCUGUGUUGUGCGGCGCAUGACUCUGAGAACCCAGCACAUCUACUAGAAGCUCUGCGGGAGCUCGAAAACGACACAAACUUGGAAACGAACCUCACAGAACCUCUAUCCACUCGAAAGUCUAUACCGAAGCAUAAUAUAAUCCAGUAUUUUUUCAUAGUUCUAUGUCAAAGCUAGAGAUGUUAUGAAACAGUGGUUGUAUUCUGCAAAGUAUAUUAUAAAAGGGGGCGGGGUGGUUAGAGCGGGAGGGGGCGGAGCUUGCUUCCUGUAGAAGUAAAGAGGGGCAUUUAAUGUAGAUUUCUAUCAAGUAUAAAUAUAUAUUAUGAAUAAAUAUCGAGGUUUUGUCGUGCUUAAGGGCGGGUGGGACGGCGGGCAAUAGUAGAACGAGUGGCGAACCAACCCUCAGUCGGAGUUCGUCAACGAUAAGGUCAGUCAGGUCACGUGACCUUCGAAUCAGUCAAAGACAAUGCAAACAAAAUAGUUGUAGAAAUAUCUUACUUGAAAGAUGAUACAGAGUUACAGACAAUUCAUUGUCCCUCUCACACAGUUUUGUACAUAAAGUAACAUAUUUAAGGUUUUAUACAUAUUUCUACUGGGUUAGUUUCUCUACUUCCCCGACUUGAAGCACUUUUGUUCACUGUACCUCUGGCUUUAUAUUUGUGUGCGAAUCAAUGACGACAGAGAGAGAGUGAGUUGUGUGUGUGUGUGUGUGUCUGGAUGCAUGUAUGCGUGUUCCCUAAUUUCCCUCACUUUAUUUGUAGCUGUUUUUGCUGUUGUUCACUAGUUCCUCUGUGCUGUUUCCUUUACGACACUUCUUUUGCUGUCUCACAGCGUGUUUUGAUGUGUGCUUUCUUAGCUUGAUGAUAAUGAGCUUUGUAUCUUUUGUUUUUUCUUUAAUAUUAAAGUUGAUUUUCAUCCUUCGCUAGUUUCCUGUUGAGAGCCUAAUAGCGGAAUGUCUGCUGGUCGUGUUUUAGCAUCAUGGUCAGCGGUGAGCUGGAUUCACCUGCCGAAAUUUCGCAACAGAAACAUUGGCCCAGACCGUUUUACAAAAAAAAACAGCUUUCCCUAAGACUUUCAGAAGCAGAACUAGAUCAAAGCCAGUGUCACUGUCGGUGUGCACCAAAAAAAUAUGACAUCGCUCAAACGAAACCUUUCAGCGUUGUUUUUAACAUGUGAUACCGAUCUGGAAAUCUGGUCAAACCAAAAAGUGAGUUUGUGGCCUCUCUGAAUACCAAGUGUUUUUUAGUUGUUAUUUGUCGUUUACGGCAACAUAUUCAUAUUGGCGGUAGAAUAGACUGUUUACUUUCCUUUUUUGCUGUUUCUUUUGGUGACACUGGUUUCAAACAUUUCUAGAGCUGUUAAUCUGAGAUUUGUCAUUCAAACGACAUCUAGUUUAGGCGACAGUGGUAUGCAAAGGAAACGAUUGUAUAAGUUUGCAGAGUUCUUUUCUUAGGACUGUUAAAAUAUAAGGUCUAAAGCAUGUUGUGUUUAUAAUGGCUAUAUUAAAUCGUGCCUGGUUUUCUUUCUUUUUUUUUUCUUCAAUGCAAAAAAAAAAAGCUUUUUCUUCUUUUUACUUGAUUACAUUGCUUUGCAUUCUGUCCUAGUAAAGAAAGUCACAUUUGUCUGUUUUCACUGUAUUGUAAACUAUCAGAUAUCACAAUAAAGCUUAAAUGGUA
Molecule: messenger RNA, 6536 nt
Organism: Megalobrama amblycephala (Wuchang bream)
Lineage: Eukaryota; Metazoa; Chordata; Actinopteri; Cypriniformes; Xenocyprididae
Gene: ypel1
Product: yippee-like 1
Exons: 6
Coding region: 2786-3145 (119 amino acids)
Source: RefSeq, a predicted model, not a curated record